UUCUUUCUCCCGUACUUUUCCAUGUGCGUUCGAAGAGAAAGCGAAACUAGGAAACAUGGGCACUUUUGUAAAGAAUUUGAGAAAACAUAUCUUCCUGCAUCCAAAAGACAAGCUCAGCAAAAAUGUUGCAGUUAAACAAACGCUUCUUCGAGACCAGAAGAAAUAUUCUGACAGAUUGGAGGGAGCACUCCUGAAUGUGAGCGACAUUAAAGUCAUUGGAGACAAGCAUCUGAUCGUUGAUGGAUAUCUCAGCAUGAUGGUCAUCGCAAAUUUUCAUGUGUUUUGUCCUCAACCUGGGAUGGAGUUGGAAGGAGUCGUCAAUAAGCGCAGCAGAAGUCACUUGGGCUGUCUGGUGAUGGAGAUGUUCAACGCCUCCCUCUCCGUGCCCGGCGGCUCUGGCUUGGACCCGGCUGUGGGAGACAUCUGUCAGUUUGAGGUCACCGAAGUGGUGGUGGAUGGAGAGAUAUUGUUUAUGAGAGGCAUCCUGAAGAGCUCAAGACCAGGGCCUGCGUCCAAACCGCAAGAGGAAGCGGAGGAAAAUGAGGCAGAGGUGGGUGUGGAGGGAGGUCCUCAGGAGGAGGAGGAAGUCCCGUCUGCGCCGGCAGCUGCAGAUAUUGAUGACGAUAUGCUGCAGGAUCCCCCACAGACCGAGAACCCUCCGGAGGCUGGGCAAAACAAGGGCCAAAGCUCAGAGAAGAAAAGGAAGAGGAAGUCCGGUAGAGCAGAAGCAAAGGCAUCUCCUGAGAAAAAAGGCUCAAAGUCUCUGAAGUCACCCGAAAGGGAAACACCCAGUUCGAGACUGAAGUCUGCUUCGGAACCUGGCGAAGCAGAGGAACCUACGGCGCAUCAUAUCAUUGUUAAGACAGAGCCCAGGGGGGAGGAGGAGGAGGAGGAGGAAGCGCCGUCUGAGGACCUUGCUGGCAAUAUGAUUCACCGUACUCCUAAGAGCCCUCAGCAAUCUCAGGGAAACGAGAGUCAAGAUUCCGGGAAGAAAAAAAGGCACCGAAAGUCCAGCACUUCUGAAACGAAGCUGUCUCCUGAGAAAAAAGUACCAAAGUCGCCUAGGUCGAUAAAAAAAGAAAAGCCUUGGUAAUUUUAAGUUUUUGAUUUUUGUUGUUGUUUUGAAUGUGUAGAUUCUGUAUGUUUGGAGAAAUGUUUGUAAUGGGUGUUUGUUUUGCUCUAUAGUUUGUUCACUUUUGUCUGUCAGCACUAAAAAAAUUGUAGUUCAUUUAUUAAUGUACCUAUCCUAUACCCUUGAAACUUUGCAUGGCACUUCUGCAGGCCAGUGGCCAAACAAAAUUAUUGUUUAAAAGAUAUUGAUCCAUAAAUUAAAGUUUUUAUCUAUUUGGGCCUGUAUUAUAAACUGGUCUUUGGGUGCAUACACAGGAUCACUGAAAUUAAUGACUUACAGUUAUAGUGACUUUGCUUACAAGUUGCUCAUUUUGAGGCAGCGACACCACCCUGCUGUCACGUUUCAGUGUAAAUUUGUACAUUUCAUCCCCUGGCUGUCUAGAUGUCUCCACGAGCUCCACAUGAGUUUCGGAAAAUGUCUCACCCCGUCUCUUGAAUCGUGUAUCUUAGGCGUACUUUAAAGUGUAGUGUUGGGGAACAUAUGUCAACUUUUUAAUGCUUUAGGUGUAUGUUUUAAAUAUCCUUCAAUUAUUUUUUGACCCGCUUUAGGCUAACGUAGAAAUAACAUGUCGGAAACUUAGUUUGCUGGGACCUUUAUAUAUGGGCUUUCAGAUUCUGUUGGUCAUUCAACUGUAUGCAAGACCCGUAUGCAAAGAUCUGAGAUGAUUAAACCCUGUGAUUUCAUUUUAUUGUGCUUUAACCUUUGUCAGACGAAAGUGGACAAGCUAUAAUUGUAUGUUUUCAAAAUAUGGAUGAUGUUGGGCAGAAGCUGGCCAACUUGUCUUUGCUAAUUUCAUUGGAGGGGCAAAAGAAAUUUGUAAAUGAAGUAAAACUAUGUAUGUAUAUGUGUGUGUGUGUGUGCACGCCUGCUUGCGUGAGUGUGUGCAUGUGUGAGAGAGAGAGGGAGAGAGUUUGUGUGUGUGUGUGUGUGUGUGUGUGUGUGGUUGCACGAGCUCACAUGUUUGAUGAAACUUUUACAAAUGAACAUGUAGCAUUUGGCUGUCAGCUGAUUUCAAGUUUCUUUGCCAGUUACUUCUUCAAAAAUGUCACUUGUGACACAUCUUGUUGAAAUGAGGCGCUCUUCAAAAUAAUGACUUUAAAGAAACCAGCAUUUUUCUGACCGUUUGGAAAUUUCGUUUCAAUUUCUUUUCUUUUUUUUUUCUUUUUUCUUUUUUUUUUGGCUCAUCAUCUUUUACAUCUAUUUAAAAACUAUUUCUAUAUAGAUUUUUACUAAAUAACUCAUGAAAGGCACAACAAUAGUAAAUGUGCAGUUUUCAAAGACAUUCAAGCUUGGAAGUCUAACGACUUUGGAGGCCAUUUUCUCACAAAUUUUGCCUACGAAGCCAGGCGAC
Messenger RNA from Aplysia californica (California sea hare), 2483 nucleotides. Its product is annotated as DNA-directed RNA polymerase I subunit RPA43. The record is from RefSeq and is a predicted model, not a curated record. NCBI's taxonomy places the organism in Eukaryota, Metazoa, Mollusca, Gastropoda, Aplysiida, Aplysiidae. The transcript is spliced from 5 exons. Gene Ontology annotation, cellular component: RNA polymerase I complex. Gene Ontology annotation, biological process: DNA-templated transcription initiation. The coding region runs from base 56 to 1093 and encodes 345 amino acids.